AUGGCGCAUAGAUUUGACCAUAGCGGUCUUAUCGUCUUCCUGACCGCUGUUUACGUUUGCUCGUUGCUAUCCUCUCUGUCCCUUGCCAACAGCGCCGACUACGCCAACCAAGACUCCGUACCCCCCACCGACACGUGGAAGGAAUCCAAGCCGUUGCUGCCGCUCUCGGGGCAAGCGCGCAACGCGACCGUCCGAUCCGGCCUCACCGCCUUCUUCCGCGUCCCCAGCACGUGUGACGCCGCAAGCGGCGCCGCAGGAGGCGGAGAAGGGCGAGCAGCAGGGGCAGGGGGAGGGUGGAACACAGGAGGGGUAGGCGGGAGCGGCGGGGACGCGCGGUGGUAUGUGAAUGUGGAGAUAUGGGGGCUGUUCGCGCCGGGAAACGACACGUCCGUGUUCUACCUGCCUAUGCUCAUGCUCAACAGCGCUGGCGAAGUGCCCACCGUGCUGGUUACCAACACGCUGCAAUAUCGCCUGGACGACCACACGAGCAUAGACUACCCAAACUUUAGGUCGGGGCAGCCGUACCAGAUAGUGAGCGUGCUACAGGACGACCUCGUUAAGGACGGCUCCGUUAACGCGACGGAGCUGAUAGUGGGCAUAUUCAGCGACUCAUACAUCGCAGAGGGGCAGGACCUCGGUUUCUCCAUCCGCGCCUUCUGCUCACAGGGCAGGGGGUGCCCGGUCAACUGCAGUGGGCGGGGCGUGUGCGGGCAGGGGGGAGUGUGCCAGUGCCCCAAGGGAUGGGGCGGCACUGCUUGUGCUGAUGUGGUGCAUGACAUCCAGCCGGGUUUGCAAACCCUUGCUCCCGGGCAAUGGGCCUUCUUCCAGAUUCAGGUGACCCAGCCGAACACCAAGCUGCUCAUCCAGAUGGAGCGGGCAGCGGGCGACCUCGUCCUAUUCGCCAAGCGCGCGGAGCAGGGAUUCCUGCCCUUCGGCAUGCCAACCGUCUUCGAUUUCAACGGCUUCGCCGAUAUGGACUCCUUCCGCCAGCGCCUCGACCGCCACCAGAUCGUCUGGAACCGCACUGAACCGGGGAUUGUUCUGGUGGCGGUGCUGAACAACGAUGUGGAUCUGAGGGAGACGGGCGGGUUCCGGCUGGACUAUCGGCUGGCAGCACUGACGGCGGACAGAGGGGGAGGUGGGGGGGCGGAUGGGGGCGCGGAGACGCAGUGCGUUUGCAACCCGGACUCUGCAGGAAGCUUCUGCCAGGGAGGGCUGCAGACAGCGGAGCUGGGCAAGGCAGUGCAGGGCGUGCUGCCUCCGGGGCACUGGACGUAUGUGCAGUUCACUUUUGACCCCUCCACCAACAAGCAGAUCGUCAUCAGCUUCACACGGAAAGGGGGACAAGCCAGUCUAGUAGCGAAGCAAGGCGCAGUGCCCUCCCUGUUAGACAACGACUACCGGUUCACGGUGCGCGUGACCAACGACACUCUGGUGUCGCUGUUUGAUGUGGUCAACUCGUCGCUGGAGGGGCCCUACACCUUCGGCAUCUUCAACCUCAACUACUACGUGCACCAGAGCUGCGAGUUCGAACUUGAGUUCAAGUACAAAGAUUCUCCCAGCUUCUUUGACUCGCCCUACAUAAUCAUAAUCUACGCAGUUCUCGCCUUCCUGCUGCUCGUUCUCAUCGUCAUCGUGCUAAGAUGCGUCAUCCGCCGCCCGCCGCCCGCCACUGCUGACGUGGAGCUCUCCGCCGUCGGUGACAUGGACAGGCACGUGGAGGCGGCGUCAACAGGCGUGGACAGGGCGCUAGUGGAGUCGUUCCCGCUGGUGAAGUAUCGAGACGACCUCUUUGAGUCCUCUGACGACGCACACUGUGCGGUGUGCCUAGCGGACUACGAUGAGGAGGAGAGUCUGAGGAAGCUACCAGUGUGCAGCCACUACUUCCACGUGUCGUGCAUCGGGGAGUGGCUGCGCACACGCUGCUCCUGCCCCCUCUGCCGCCGCUACGUGCUGCUGCAGCCACCGCAGCCGCAGCAGCCUCAUCAAGCAGAACAAGCAGAGCAAGCAUCACAGAGAGAGCAGGCAGGGCAGGUGACGCAGCCCACACAGGCGGAGCAGGACGGCCUGAGCUGCGAGGAGGGUCAGUCAGAGCAGCUGCUGCCAACUCAGUUGGGGCAGCGCAACGAGAGGUGUGCGGAGGCGGGGUCAGAGCAUGGCGAGGAGGGGCGAGUGGCAGAGCAGGGGCAGCAGGGGCAGCAGGGGCAGCAGGGGCAGCAGGGGAUGGCUCAAGUGCUUAUGGAGGGCAGUGAGGUCAUACAGGGUGCUGGCGAGGCCUGUGCUGUGCAAAAUAGUGUGUGUGGGGAAGGUGUAUCGGCAGAGGAGCAACAAGGGGAGACACAGGUGGAUGUGAAACUGCGGAUACAACAGGAGCAGCAGAAGAGGCCGGAGGAGCAGCAUCAACAACGGGUUGAGGCGCAGGAGGAAAGAGAAAGGGACUGGCAGAGGCAUGAAGAGGAGCGACUGAUGAAGCGGGAGGGAGAGGAGCAGUUGAAUCAGGAGGAGUGGAUAGGAGUGAACGUAGAGAGGGUAGAGAAGGCCGAGCAAAGGAGGAUUGGCGACAUGGCAUGGAAGAUCCAGGCAAUGGUGUCGCCCGCCGGCCAGUCGUCGCACAAGGUUCACCACGUCGAUCCGAAGCAGCGAAAGAGCUCUGCGAAGCAGGCUCCUCGUCGCAGUCGCAUGCGAUUCCUCUGCGGCGUCCCCUGCAUGGACGCCGUCGUCGACGACGACUCGUGCGACAACGUGCGACUGGCAACACCAGACACUACCGCGGCGGUCCUCCGCAAGCCCGCGCAAGUGGAAGGAGCUGCGCAGCAGGGGGAAGCAGCCCCUCCCAGGCUGCCGAUCCCCAGGCUCGGCAGCGGAAGCCCCGCGGGCCGGCGCGGGGGCGGCGGCGGAGGGCGAGCUGCGGGCGCUGCUGCGCCUUCCGCCAACGGCGCCGCCGGCGGAAGACACGUCGCAGCUGGUCGCGCAAGCCGCAGCAGGAGUCGCAGCGGAAGCAGCGGAGGGAGCGGGAGUAGCGGGGGCGGAACGGCGGGGGGGCUGGACGAGCGGGUGGGGGAGAGGAGCGAGCGGUGGUUGGGAUCUAACGGCUCUCACGCGGGAAACGCGGCGGACUUGGCGGGGGAAUCGUCAGACGAGGACGACGCGAGCGACAGCGGGAUCAUGUUCGCCGGGGCUAAAGCCGAGCUCGCUGAGCGCAUUUGGCGGCGGCAAGUGCGGGGAGCAAUGAGCAAGGAAGGUGCGGGAAGGGAAGGGGGGGUGGAGGAGGGGACGGGGAAGGAAAAGGAAGCAAGAGACGAGGGGCGGGGGGACGAUGCGCGCGCAGGGGAGCGGGAGCGGCGGGGGGAGGAGGUAGAGAUGAUUCGACUGUUGCAGGAGCGGAAAGAGCGGCAGCAGCAGCGGCAACAGCAGCAACAGCAGCAGCAGCAGCAGAAGCGUCUAGGCCUCUAUCGAGAAACGGGCGGCAUGGGCACAAACAGCGACAGCUCGGCGAAACACUAUAUCGAGGACAUGGCUGGCCGAUUAGCGGAGCAUGAGGAAAGGGGGGACAAGGAUGGGAGGGGUAGGGGGCAUGGAGAUGCGGGGGAUGCGGGAGGCGGGAUGAGAGGCGGGCGGAACUAUUGGCGGGAAGUGGUGCGCCAAGGGGCCUCUGAGCGCGGGGAACACGACGGGGUGGCGCAAGGGGAGGCGCGGAAAGAGGUGGCGGAAUCCGCGCAGAGGAUGGCGGAAGCGCAGGAAAGGGGACAAGCGGGGGGGGCAGCGGAACUGGUGGGAGGGGAUUCAAGGGGGGCGGAGGCGGAGAGUCAUGCCUGCGACAGUGCGAGGGACAGUGAAGAGAGUGCUUUUAGCGAGGAUAGCUGGGGAAGGAGCGGGGAAGAACGCGCGGGGGAAGAACUUGGGGGAGUGUACGCGCGGGGGGAGGGGGAGAGACGGGGGGGUGGCGCAGGAGAGGAAGCGGAAGAAGACUUAGACGCGCUAGAAGAUGAUUCGUCACCCGUUAAGAAGCUGUGGCAAGGGCUAAUGGGUUCAACCGGUGCUGGUGACACGACAGUUGGAAGGAUGGGUUGGCUGGGGGCGGAGAUGGAAGAAGUGGGGGAGGGAGGAGGAGAAUGCGGGGAGGAGAGGGAGAUGGGUUUUGAGGAGAGGGAGAUGGGUUUUGAGGAGUCGCUGGGUGUGUGGAGGGCGAGAGAGGAGGCAUCGUGGCGCGAGAGGGUGGCGGGGUGGGAGGAGCGGAGAGGAGGGGAGGCUUGGGAGGAGGAGGAUGGGGAUGAGGAGGAGGGGGAGGGGGAAGGGGAGGGGGAAGGGUCAGAGCUUGUGAGAGAGGGACGAGAGGUGGAGCAGCGAGAGGAGCAAGGUGAGUCAGUUGAAAGGGGUGGAGUGGUGGAACAGAGCUUGCAGUGGUUGGGUUCGGUUCUACAAGAGGAUGGAGGCGGGGUGGAGAGAAUCAGAGGGGAUGGUAGAGACGGCAGAGACGGCAGAGAGCUGGCAGCACAGCAUGAGCUCACAGCACAGCAUGAGCUCACACCUCAAUACGGGCUGAAACCCCAGCAGGAGCAUUCUCUCACGUCGUCCUAUAGCAUGGCUUCCAAGGCAUCGCUCCAGGAGGCAGGUGCAGGUGCAGCAGCAUCAGGCAGACCAGGGGAAACACCAGGCAAGCUGGUGGUGACACCAGGCGCGGAACCUGCAGGGACAGCGACAGCAAGAGGGAGUGCCCCUGGCAGCAGCGAGCAGGGUGCCGGUCAGAGACAGUACUUGGUCCUGGAGUUGCCUCCGCCUGAUUGCGCCGACUUUGCCACUCAUGCCACCACUGCUCCUGCCACCACUGCCGCCGAUGCUGCUGCGGAUAGUGUCUAUGCUGGCCAUUCUAACGCCGUGCCUCCUGGGAAUGACAUUGGAAGCAACAAUGAAGCAGCUGCCACUGCCCUCGGCUCUAAUCCCGUGCCUAGUGGUCGCACUCUUUUCCCCUUCCCGCCCUACCACCCCUCCUCCUACCUCCCCUCCGCUUACCAUCCCCUCAUGGACCCAUACACUGGACUGCCCUGGGGGAUGGCUCCACCAAUGGGGGGAGCCACCCAGGAGCUUGUGCACGGAGAUUUCGCUGAAGAUGGCGCUGAGCUGGGGCUCUCUGAGCAUGCGGGAGCGGAAACGACGGGCGCGCGCAGUGUCUCCCCCGUCGAGCUUCUCCGCGCAGGCUCGCGCAAAGGAGGGGCGCGGGAGAGAGGGUGGGCCGCGGGGGAGAGAGACGAAGACGAAGACGACGACAACGACGACGACGACGAUGACGAUGACGCUGUCGAUGACGAUAACGAUGACGGCGACUAUUAUGAAGAGGGGGACGAGCAACCUGGGGAAGACGAAAUUGAGCACAGCCCGGUUGAAAGAGUUGAAAUCGCUCGAGACGCCGAUGCAUGCGUUACCCAUGGCUUCAUAGGCUCGUCUACUGCGACUAGUUUUCCAAACAAUCCAACCAGUGGGACCGCGGAAACUCCGGCUGACAUGUCAGAUGCCUCUGACAGUCGUUACCCCUCCGCGCCUCGCCUCCCUCGCGGCGUUUCCAAGGAGACUCUGGUGUCGCUCAUCCGCACGGCGGAGGAAGUCGGCGCGCUGCGCGCGACGGAAUCGAAAGACGCCGCGGCUCUGCUGCUCGCAGCCUUGGAAGACAUCUCCGUGCCGUCCGUCCACCGAGCCAGCAGCCUCGGCAAGAUCUCCUGCAGCUCCGGCUCGGGAGCUGCCGCCGCCGCUGCGGCAUCUGCAGCAGCGGCCGCCGCGGCAGCCGCCGCCGCCGCCACCGCUGUUACGGGGCGUUCGAGAAGACCAGUUUUGGGAAGUGGCAAGGUGGCGUGCUUUCCUGGCGCCGGCAGCUGCGUCGUUCCGCGAUCUCUCUCCGCCGACCUCCUCACCACUCGUUCCCUGGAACUGAGUCACUCGCUGGAGCUCCGUCAAUUCAUGGAAGAACAACGCGUUGUUGUGGGGGAUGGGCUGUUGAUUCUCGACCGUUCGAUGGAGAUGCAGCACAUGGCGGAGAUGGACCCGAUCUCCAUGGAGCAAGGGUAUUCCCCGAAGCUUGGCGGCUUUGACGAGUCAGUUGAGUUCGACAGGUCAACGGCGGUCAACGGCCGGUCAAUGGAGUUCAACCGGACUUUCGAGAUCAAACGGUCCUCCCAGCCGCCCGUUCUUGCCGAACCUAACUCCAAGCCUAAGGCUGCCUCGGCACGAGGCAGCAGCUCAGCUCCGACCCGCCCAGCAGUACCCCGGCAAGAGCCUCUCUCGCCUCUCAUGCUUCCAAGCCACAGGCAUGACUCGUUUGGGCCAUCUCGCCUCUCUCUUGCGCGUGAUUCGCCAGAGGGGAGUGAGGAGGGCGAAGAAACGGAGGAUAUCAGUGUAAGCAGGAGCAACAGCAGCACUGGUGGAGGCAGUUGCGAAGGGAGUAGUGCAAGGUGCAGUGCGGCAGAGGAGCGAGAGGGCGGGAUGCAAAGGGAUGCAGUGCGGUUUGAUUCCGAAGCUGGCAGAGUGGGGAGCGGAGGGGAGAGUCGAAGUGAAGUUGUAACAGAAGUGCAACAGUUCGUUCGCAGCAGCCGGGGUGUCAACACGGCGAGAGGAUCCGCGCCAAGGAUAGCUAUUAACGGGGACAACACCAACCUGUCACUUAACAUGCGUAACAUGAACAGUCCUAACAACUUUAGCAAUCUUAACCGGUCUGCUCCUUUGGACUUCCCAAGUCUCCCCUCCAUGCCUGCCUGGCCAGCUCCGGCCAAGCCUCGAAUGGCCUCGUCCGUCAUUGUCAACGCUCGUCGCCGAACCUUCAGCCGUCCACACUCUCCUGCUCGAGCCUACAGUCCCCGACCCCUUUCCCCCAUAGCCUCCUCCACUCCAACAGGUUCGGGCUUGGGUGGUGCCUCUGGGUGGGCUGCAAGGAGGGGAGUGGACGCUGGGAACAGUGCAGAUAGAGGUGGGGAAGGGAGUGGCAGCACAAUUAUUGACGAAUCAAAUGGCAAGGUUCGAUGCUCUUAUGCGAGCUUGGAAAGAAGCUGGUCUGGAGAUCUGGGCAUGAGGGGUGGAUUCAAUGACAGUGGGGUUAGCUUGAGGGAGAAGGCGUGGGAGGGUGAGCAGGUCGGGGAGGAAGAAGAUGCUUGGGAAAUGAGGCAACAGCACCAGAGCCAGCAGAUCCAGCAACAACCGCAAGACGUUGAUGAGGACUUGUAUUACUACCAUUUGUGGCAGCAGCAGCACAAGCAGUUCCAAAAACUGUAUGAGCAAGAGGAGGAUUGUGGGUUCCAGCAGCGGGAGCAGCAGGUGCAGUACCAGCAACGCCUGCAGCAGGAAGCGUUUAGGGCUAGAGAUGGUGCGAAACGACAUUGGAGGCCUUGA
Molecule: messenger RNA, 7371 nt
Organism: Closterium sp. Yama58-4
Lineage: Eukaryota; Viridiplantae; Streptophyta; Zygnematophyceae; Desmidiales; Closteriaceae
Source: the annotation of a GenBank genome assembly